Lottia gigantea (owl limpet) is the source of this 645-nucleotide messenger RNA. RefSeq lists its product as hypothetical. The record is from RefSeq and is a predicted model, not a curated record. NCBI's taxonomy places the organism in Eukaryota, Metazoa, Mollusca, Gastropoda, Lottiidae. The transcript has a single exon. The annotation marks the transcript as partial.
ACAGAUAUCUGUCAAACAACAUCGUAUUGUCUAAUGAGAUGGUUGUACACCAAUACAGUACCUACUGAUACAGAUUGUCAAACUAUAUUUAUUAUUACAGAUAUCUGUCAAACAACAUCCUAUUGUCUAGUGAGAUGGUUGUACACCAAUAUCAUACCUACUGAUACAGAUUGUCAAACUCUAUUUAUUAUGACAGAUAUCUGUCAAACAACAUCGUAUUGUCUAGUGAGAUGGUUGUACACCAAUACCAUACCUACUGAUACAGAUUGUCAAACUAUAUUUAUUAUUACAGAUAUCUGUCAAACAACAUCAUAUUGUCUAGUGAGAUGGUUGUACACCAAUACCAUACCUACUGAUACAGAUUGUCAAACUCUAUUUAUUAUGACAGAUAUCUGUCAAACAACAUCCUAUUGUCUAGUGAGAUUGUUGUACACCAAUACCAUACCUACAGAUACAGGUUGUCAAACUAUAUUUAUUAUUACAGAUAUCUGUCAAACAACAUCGUAUUGUCUAGUGAGAUGGUUGUACACCAAUACCAUACCUACUGAUACAGAUUGUCAAAACUCUAUUUAUUAUUACAGAUAUCUGUCAAACAACAUCGUAUUGUCUAGUGAGAUGGUUGUACACCAAUACAGUACCUACUGA